Molecule: messenger RNA, 5999 nt
Organism: Schistosoma mattheei
Lineage: Eukaryota; Metazoa; Platyhelminthes; Trematoda; Strigeidida; Schistosomatidae
Source: the annotation of a GenBank genome assembly
ACAUAUAAAGUUCAUACAUUUACUUUCAGCGGUAUUUCAAGCCUCAUGAAAACACAGGUUCAUUUUAUGUUAUCGUCGGCCUUCAUGAGAUUUCUGACAUGCGUUUAUUGCCACUGGCUUUAACAAGUCUACAGGUUUACUCUGUGGUAUUCGGAAGCUACGAGGAAUAUGUAAUAUUGCCAGACAAUUCAGAUUACUGCCGGAGUCACUCUGGCUUUAGAAGAUUUUCGCUUUCUAGGCAGAUGAGUUUUGUCACCGGAUUAUAUAAUUCGUCAUGGAACAAUCUGUUAUAUGCUUGUAAGAUAAAAGUGUAUCCAAAUGGAAGACUUCUACAUUAUUCUUAUCCUGAAGGACAUACAUCAUACUGGUUCCAUAGACUACGGGUUUCUAUUAAUUUUACCUCUUGCAAUGAUUUUUUGACUAUUGGGUUUAUACCCGAAGAAAUCACUCAACCUACUUUACUUCCAUAUGAGUUAAAUUUAACCUGUACAUUUACAUUUCCGCAAAUCAUCGAUUCAAAGCAUCGUAUUGUGUCAUUGGUUUGGCAUACAGAGUCCGGUUCAAUUGAGGAUGUAAAAUCUAAACUAGAUGUUCAAAUGUCAGCAUAUAUGCGAUUCGAAGGAACUUUCAGUCUUACUGAUAAAAUGCGUCGAUGUGAAGUAGGCUCUGGAUUUUGGUGUGGAAAUCAAACUGCUGUUUGUGUUUACGGUCAAAUGCGCUGUGAUCAAGCAGAUGAUUGCUUUGAUGGGGGAACUGAUGAAAUUGGUUGUCCACCUGUUCGUAAUUAUACAUAUGUUCAACCGAGACGUCCUUUGAACAGUUGGUCAGUAUACUUACCGUGGACGGCAUUAGGAUUAAUCCCUUUAAUAUUAGUAUUUGCUUUGGGACUUAUCUGUGCACCUCGAAAAUCUCUAGAUGAACUUGAAGAUGAUGAUCUUAGUCAAGAAAAUGAAUGUUUAAAAACUAUUUUCUCACCAAUGACUUCUUCAUCAGCAGCUUCACCUACUUUAUCUGAAUCAAGUUCACCUAGAUCUAUUCAAUCUAUUGCUGCUUGUUCUACUGGAGAUAAAGUUAUUGUUUGUGAGUCAGAAUUAACCCGGUCAUUAUCUCAUCCAAGUCUGUCUGAUAUGGUACGCACAACAUUUGUUACUAACGAAACCAACAAGCAAAAAUCUUGUCUUCUUAGCUCAAACAAUAAUACGGAACAAGAUCCUGAUUCUUUUUGUCUUCAACAAAAAAGUAAAAAAUAUUAUCCCGAAAGUUGUGAACUUUUAAACAAUCAUAAUAGUAUCAUUAAUCAUGAUAAACGAAAUUUUAUGGAAGAUGGUUCAAGUUCCAAAUUUUUUAAUGAAGUUCUCAAACCAACUAAAUCUAGAGCUGUUACUUUUCAACUGCCUGGAGCAUUUGAAGAAAAAUUAAUUAUGGAUUCAGACCAUGACAACAUAGAUUCAGAUUCAAAAAUACAAACAAAUAAAAGUCAUGAAGAAUUAAUGAAUCAACGAGAAGCACGACGAAAUUCCGGUAAUAUUUCACGUCAAUCAAAAUUCGUUGAACCUGAUAAUCGAGCCAUUCCAGCAUGUUUUGAAAUGGCUGCUUUAAAAGUUAGAGUGUCACGCAAUGAAUUUGGAAAUGUAACUAAUCACAAUGUUAAUCCUGAUUUUGUUGAUCAAGAAAUUUGGAACUCAAAUGCUUUUACACUUAAACAGCCAUACAAAAACCAUCAUUCACACUCAAACUCUCAAUCACAAACCGAUAAUUCGAAAAAUAUUGUAAAAAAUACAAACAACAACGAUUUCAAUCAAUCUCAGUCAAGUUCAUCUGAAAGUGAUCGAGAAGAUGUUACACCUUUCAGACGAACAGAUAAUUUUAUUCUAACUAAUCAUUGGGAUAAAAUUAAUAAUCCAAAAUUAAAUGGUGUACAGAUUCAAAAUGAGAAUGAAGGUAGGUUUUGAUUCACUUUAUUUGAAUUCAAUACUGCUUCAAUCAACAUGCUAUUUUAUUUUGCUUUUGUCCAUAAUUUUUCACUAAAGACAGAUUUAUGAACGAAGUACAUUCUUUUCAUUAAAUUAUCUUCAGGCUCUACAAUUCUAUAUCCAAAUUAAUAAUCUUUUUAAUUUAUUAGAGGGUUUGUAAAAAUUGUUUAUUUUGAAGCUAGUGUUCGUUAGAUGAUGUAGCAGGAACUAGAAAACUACUGGUUAUCUAGAAACACUGAAAAUAUGUUUUUACUUUAGUUUGAGACACUUUAAAAAUAGACACUGGUGGAAGGUAAAACUAAGAUGUCAAUACAUUUUGGCAUAGUUGAUAGACUUUUUAUUAAUGUUUUAGUUGUGAAAUGAAUUGUGAAUGCUUCUCAUGUUGAAGUUUCUGAGUGUGUCGAUAAAAGUCCAUUGAAUUAUCGAUUGGUCAGUCAAUACUGAUUAACAAAAGGUAAGACUACUGGAACUAUUCAAUUCUAUACAAAUAAAAUCAUUGACCGGACACCUUGUUAUUAAUGACUGUAACUUUAGUGGUGAAUAACGUAAUUUUGAUUUUGAGGAGAAGCAUUAUUCAAGUUUGACCAUGUCAGUUAUGAGACAUCUAUCCACCGAAGGUAAUGGAAAAUGAUCACGCAAUACCAUCACAUGCCAUAUCAGUGGUCUGAAGGUUAAUAGGUCACCAUGAGGCUUCAAGGUCUUGUGUGCGAUCUCUAAUAAAGUCAUGGACCGCAUCACUGAGAGACCUCAUACCGGGAUGAAACAGCCGUCUAGUGCAGUAGCAGUAAAAAGUAUAAGCUUUGGGUGUCGGAUAUAUUGUGAUAAUGACUAUAUGGAAAUAUGAAAUAAUAAUCAGUCAGGGCUUUAUGACACAUUGCUGAUUUUCUUCAUCACUCACCUAUUUGUAUUGAUUUUACACGCAGUUAUUUGAAAUAACAAAAAUAACCAAAGUUACUUGUUCUGUUAGUUCAUAGUAUGAAUCUUUUCACCCAUAAAAUUAAAAAUACAAACUAAAUACUAUUUGAGAUAUUGACAUAACAGUAAGACACAUUCUGUAUGUUCGUUUUAGAAGUGAACGGGUUUGUACGUUAGUAUUAAGUCAUCAUUUUUCCAGCUAUUUAUUUCAUAUACGAUAAAAUUUUCAUUUUAUCUAUGAGAAAGUAAGUUGUUUAACUCAAGAAUGUGGUCUUAAUGAUUUUUUUUAUAAAAACAUCCUUUCUAUUUACAUCGUGAAUAUUAUUAUAAGUUACUGAAGAGAAUGAACUAAUGAAAAUGAUAAAUUUAUUCAUUGUUAUAUAACAAAAGCAAUGUUAAACUGCAUGCAAUCCCAACUUUUCAUUUUUAAUUCUCAGAUCAGUUAAGUAUUGUGAGUAUGGAUAAUAUAGAUUAAACAUAUAUUUAUCUUGUUAUCUAAUACUUGUCUAUUACAAUGCAUUACAGUCAUUACAAUUUUCUCUAUUAUAAUAAAUAUUCAUUUUCAGAGAUUAUUUUCAAUCAGGAUAGAUUUGUACUAUAUUUAUUUAUUCAUUCUUUUUCAAAUAUUGUUUAUGUUUCACUACUUACUUACUUACGCCUGUUACUCCUCGUAGAGAAGCACAGGCCGCCCACCAGCAUUCACCAUCCAACCCUGUCCUGAGUAAUCUUUUCCAUCUCUUUCCAGUUGUUAUUCCUCCUUUUCAUAUCUGCUUCUAUUUCCCAACGUAAUAUGUUUUUUUGGCCUUCCUCUUUUCUGUUUCCCUUCAAGAUUCCAAGUUUAUGUUCCACAAAAGAUUGAUAAAUUAAUACUAUACAAAACAUUCACUUAAUCCUAUUUAAUAAACAAUAUAGAUGGUAUUAAUAGCAAUCAGAAAUACAGUGAAUGAGUUACAACAGUUUUACUGAGUAUGUCUUCUCUCGUAUUUUUCUGUAUUUUAACAUCGCUAUACGUUAUAGUCAUUUCACAAAGAUAAAUAGGUACAUUUUAUGUUCAACAUAUAUUUUUCUAAGUUAAAAUUAAAAUGUAUUGCACUAUUAACACAAUUAAGCAAUCAGCUAAUCAAAAAGAUAAGUAGUAACAAGUAAAUAUAAUCUGAAGGUUUCACUUUUUUUUUUUAAUUCUCACUUUAUCGAUUUAUCAAAAGAAUACUUGGAUAUAGUGAAUCAUUUGUUGUAAUGACAGGUUUGAAUAACAAUUCAUUAAUUGAAAUAGAUGGAUAUAGGGACUGCUAGUUAACAUUACUAAAAUUAUGACUCAAUGUUGAUUUCGUAAGCCUCUAAUUAGGUACUGAUUUUCAUAAGUUAAAUAAAAUCAAAAAUUUGCAAUUGUCAGAUGACGAGUAGCAGUAUAUUUAUAUCAAAAUGUAUCAGUUAAUUUAAGUCUAAGAAUGAUAGUUGAGAUUAGAUUGAUUAAUCAUACUGUAUAAUUUCUUAAGACUAUUUUAAUCGAUUGUUUAAUUUCAGACAUAUGGUUGGUUAUCGGAUGACUGCCGAUAAAAAUGAGUGACUACGGUAAGGUACGAAACUAAAUGGCACAUAUUGAAAAUUAAACAUUUCUUAGAUCAGUUCAUAGUAGUCUUCAUACUAUUCAAACAGCUUUAAAAAAUUGUGAAUAGUUCUUUGUAAAUCCUGUUAGAUGUGGAAAUAUCUUCUAUGAACACAUAUUACCUACAGAAAACCAGGUGACACUAGACAACUGUUUCUCCCUAGACUGGAAUUCGACGAAAGUGAACUAUAAUGACUUCUGACAAUGUCAAAGACCAUAGGUCUGAACAUUUUGGAUCAGACUUCCUAUAGAAGUAUAAUGUUGAAAACUUCUUCCUAAAUAUAGAAUGAAAUAAAUGUUUAGUGCUCCUUAUUAUAUAUUAUUUCUUGAAAUGGUGUAUAUUGUGAUAGAAAAAGUUACCUUAGAGAAACUUAGUAUUAAUGAUGUUUCACAUUAAAGUCUGUAGAAGAUCCCUUUAUUAACCAUAUUAAGUUUAAAUAUUUCCAAUCUUAUCAAUUUUGGGCUGAGCUGAUGUUCAUUUUGCAAUAAGGCGUUACAUGAAGGAUCUGUAUCAUAUGUAUAUCACAAGUUCUUGCAACAGACUGAUCACAGUUAUAAACUAACUUUAUUUUUACGAGAUAGCGACAGUGAUGUUUUGAUGAUUAGCCUAGAUGAGAAGACUUCGAUGAUUUAGUUAAAGUUUGAGUCCGGUAAAUUACUUACUUUUCUUGGACUAAUUAUUUGUGUUAUUCUUUGAUAAGAAUACUUUAUUUUCCAAUUCUAAUAUUUCGUAUUACUGCACUUAAAUAUAAAAAUAUAUUCACUUGCUUCACAUGAGUUAAAGCUGUAUAUUCAAUAGCAUUACAAACUAACAUUAGAGGAGAAUAAGGGAAAUCCGCAUAACAAUAAAUAGGUGUUUAAUGGUGAUUCCGUACUUCUCAGGAGGAAUAACUUUACAAUGCCCUAUGGUUUUUUAAUACAUACCGAUUCAAUUGAAAUCGUGAACCCACCUAAGUUCGACCACCAUUGAAAUCCUGUGGGCUUGUGAAUUCUCCCUGAUGAAGAGUCCCAUAGUAUGACGAAACGUUCAUCAAAUACUUCCAUGUUUCCAAUGGUGGUCUAACUUGAAUCGGUUCAUGAUUUCAAUAAAGUUCAACAAUCUUUACAACUCCUAACAAUAGGUGUUAUUUUGUCAAAUAAACUAACUUCAAGUUAGACAAUCUCCGUAGACUUCUUCCUUAAUUACGUUAGCUUAGUAGCCUGUACUAUUCAAAUAAUUUAGUCAAAGCAAAAAAUACUUAAUUAGCCAAAACACUAAUUAAAAUGGAAAGUCACUACCUGGGAUCAAUAAUUUACAGAGAUUCCCCGAUGUUUAACAAGGUAUACCUAUAAAGGAAUAGAAGGGUUUUUGAAUAUCUGCAAGAAUUGUUGUCUGCUGACAUGGAUGAGAUGUUAAUUAUGUCUAACUAAUCGCACUAUAAAUGCAAGCUAAUCACUGAUACUUAUUCUUCUUUUCACAAAACAAUACAACAUUGACAACUAGGAUACAAUACAAUAAAAAAGAA